Serpula lacrymans var. lacrymans S7.9 is the source of this 552-nucleotide messenger RNA. RefSeq lists its product as uncharacterized. Gene Ontology annotation, molecular function: zinc ion binding; carbonate dehydratase activity. Lineage: Eukaryota; Fungi; Basidiomycota; Agaricomycetes; Boletales; Serpulaceae. Bases 10 to 411 code for a protein of 133 amino acids. The record is from RefSeq and is a predicted model, not a curated record. The transcript has 4 exons.
GUCACAUGUAUGGAUGCUAGACUCAACCCUGCAGAGUUUCUAGGUCUUGGUGACGGUGAUGCUCAUGUUAUCCGCAAUGCGGGCGGUUCGGCCAAUGAUGGCAUAAACAGUAUCGUCGUCUCUCAGCGUCUCCUCGGCACCCAAAAUAUCGCCGUCAUCCACCACACAGACUGCGGAAUGGCCACAUUCACUCCUCCCCUCCUCCACGCUAAAGUGCUCGCGGAAACACCAGGCGAAGCCGCAGAGGCCGAGUUAAACAAGCUCGAAUUCAGGACGUUCACAGACCUUGACCAGAGUGUCAGAGAAGAUGUCUCUUUAUUGCAGGGCCAUCCCCUGGUGUUCACCACAGAAGGCUCCGUUUCUGGCUGGGUGUACGAAACAAGCACUGGAAAGGUCCGAAGAGUUGUAUAAUGAUAAUGACACUGAUAUGCAUGAAUCGGUACAUUUUGUACUUGCACCUUUAUUUCUAGUCCUUCAUCGUGGAAACUUACCAUCCAAGUUAUAUACACGUUUGGUGUACCUCAUAUAUCAAUGGUAUCCUCUUUCACAGCU